AGCAAAUGCUCAACCUUUUUAUUUUUAUUUUUAAAUUUUAGUAAGAACAUUAAUUGGGGGCAUUAAUGCAGGUCACACAAAAGAAGGGUUAUAAAAGAUAAAUUAAAGGUGAUUGCAAACAAAAGUAUGACUUUCAGUUUUUCACAGAGGAAGCUCAUGACACUCACCAAAGCAACACGAAUGGAGUUCAAGAGUUUUUAAUUAGGCUUCACAUACUACAUCUCCUCAAAAUUUAUAUCAUUCCAUAUGUGUUCGAUCUUGUUUUCAUGUGACUUUCCUCUUCUCUACCGUGAGUCUCUUCAAUUUCCUAACCUUAUGUUAACGAUCAUAUAUACCUUGUUUCUUGCCGUACGUACCACACACCACUUUAUCUCAAAAAUUUUACUUCUACUAUACGACUUACAAUAUAUCAUGAAGACUCUUCUUCUCCUUGCUGUAUUCCUCUCUUUCUUCUUUGGCUCUCUCUUGGCUAGGCAUUUACCAACACCCUCCCAUCCAAGUCAUCAUCAUGUGGGGAUGACAGGGACAUUGAAGCGUCAGAGGAGGAGGCCGGACACCGUGCAGGUGGCUGGGUCUAGGUUGCCAGACUGCUCACACGCUUGUGGCUCAUGCUCCCCAUGCCGUCUUGUGAUGGUUAGCUUUGUGUGUGCAACGCUGGAAGAGGCUGAGACAUGUCCAAUGGCUUAUAAGUGCAUGUGCAACAAUAAGUCCUACCCUGUCCCAUGAUCAGCCUCUCUCCUACACUUAUUUUACGCAUUCAACCGUUUUGUUUUCCUUUUUUCUUCUCCGGGUACAUGAGAUGUGUACGUAUAAAAUGCGUCUUUAGUUUAUUUUU
This is a messenger RNA of Camelina sativa (false flax), 835 nucleotides long. Its product is annotated as protein EPIDERMAL PATTERNING FACTOR 1. The record is from RefSeq and is a predicted model, not a curated record. NCBI's taxonomy places the organism in Eukaryota, Viridiplantae, Streptophyta, Magnoliopsida, Brassicales, Brassicaceae. Gene Ontology annotation, biological process: stomatal complex development; guard cell differentiation.